AUGGAACAAGUCAGGACUCCAGUGACACGCACGCGCGCCAAAAAGCAGAAAACGGAAGUCGACUCAAAAAAAGUCGCAUUAAAACUUCGUGUUGAAAAAAAUAAGACAAAAACAAAACCUUUGACAGAUGAACAUCACGAGAAUAAACCCCAAAACGUGAUUAUCAAAGACUUGCUGACACGGAUGAACGACGCACAAAUAUAUGGACUUUCGGAUUUUGUUAGCGAUGUGUGGACGGGUGAAUUGUCAAAUAUUAUUAACGAAUCAAAUGGAUUACUCUUACAGAGAUCUUUGUACCUUUUGCAGUGUUUGUACAACAAGCCGUUUGUGAACGUUGAUGAAGUGAAAGUCCUUGGGCAAACUGUUGGGAAGGAACAGUUUGAGAUCAUCACGAAUACAUUUUUAAUUGACCCAAAUAUGGUCACAAAGGUUCUCUCAAAUGCCAUCAAAGCCUUUUUCAUUGAGGACGAAAAACACAACAAAUACGUUUAUGUUGCUUCGAGUCCAGGAGCAAAUGGAAAAGUUGUCAGAGGGGUAGACGUGUUAUUUGCGAAGAAAGAAGGAAACUGGGCGAAAGUCGAACUUGGUGAUUACACAUAUGCAAUUAAAAUAAAAGAGACAACAGAAAUUGUCUUGUUUGACUUGCUUCGGAUAAACACAAAGAUGUAUCUGGAGUGCAAAUUACCCGAGCUCAACAUUGGGAAAUGGGUCAGAAAUUUCAUGUUUGUUAUUUAUUGGUGA
This is a messenger RNA of Entamoeba invadens IP1, 741 nucleotides long. RefSeq lists its product as hypothetical. The transcript has a single exon. The coding region runs from base 1 to 741 and encodes 246 amino acids. The record is from RefSeq and is a predicted model, not a curated record. Lineage: Eukaryota; Evosea; Mastigamoebida; Endamoebidae.